UGGGAGGGAGGCAGACAUUGUUGUGGUAACAGUCCAGACCAAGAGGAUGAACGGAGAGGAUGCACUCAUAUUGAGCGGAUUGUGCGCGAAUUUAUUAUUUUUCUAAUCGAAAUAAUUAUUUUCUCUUGAUUAAAACGACAAAAGCUGCCGCUUUGAAUGGACUCGUCACCGUGCUACCGCCGCUACACGGAGUUCAUUCAGCCGAGAAGCACACACUGAUGAGGCGAUGCCAGCGACGUAAAAAACACAACAUCUGCAGGGUGUGCAUCCGAGGCUGCUGGAUCAAACCUCUGUGGAUCGACGGAGCCUUUUUACCGAGAGCACAGGGGGAGACGGGUGUUACCUUGAAGAUCCAACAAAAGGAGGUAAAAUAAGGACAGUUGUGUUGUUUGAGGCCUCUGAACGACACAGCCUGCUGCUGAGCGGAUGACAGAUUGACAUUAACGGGGUGUGCAAUGCAUUCGCAUCCACGACCUCAUUAAGACGUUAUCUACGGGAACAAUCUGUGGUUUCAGCACAAAAAGAACUGAGGUUUCCCCCAAAGGUGAAGGAUUGUGGCAGAAGAUGGGCAGCGAGGGUGAGGUCAUAAAUCGAGAGCUGUCAAAGAUCUCAGACGAAGAUUUGCUCGCGUGCUCCAAAGAGGAGCUGGUGAGCCUGCUGCGUAAAGAGGAGUCCGAUAAAAUAUCAGCCCUCAUCCAGCGAGGGCGCCUCAUAAAAGAGGUAAAUAAACAGCUGCAGGGACACCUCCUCGAAAUCAGGGAACUGAAAGUGAUCAAUCAGCGCCUGCAGGAGGAGAACGUGGAGCUGAGGGACCUGUGCUGCUUCCUGGACGACGACAGGCUCAAAGUGAAAAAGCUGGCCCGGGAGUGGCAGCUGUUCGGGCACCAUGCAGCCAAAGUGAUGCGGGAGGACCUGGGCGGAUACUUGAAGAAGCUCGCCGACCUGGAGCGUUUGCAGGACGGGCUUGUGAAGGAGAAUCUGGACCUGAAGGAGCUGUGCCUGGUCCUGGAGGAGGAGUGUGUGAGCAGGAGUGACUCCAGCCCCGGGGGAUCCACCGAGCUCAACCUGCCCUGCAUGGUGGCCCGGGACCUGGGGGAUGGGAGCUCCAGCACGGGCAGUGUGGGAAGCCCAGACCAGCUCCAUCUGGUGUGCUCACCUGAUGACUGAUGGCAGGUUUAUAUCAGUAAUUGGGGCUUCUUUGACUUGAAUAAGAAUCCUUUAGAUCAGUUGAAGGAGUGACACUGAAGCUAUUCCAGACUGUAAUUAAAAUGGUGCAAAAGCAUAAGGGCCUUCUGGAUGCUGCAAAGAUGCGUGUGCCACCAGGUUUUGAUUCUACUACUACAGACAUUUUCAGAGACAUUUCAUAGAUGUUUGCAAAAUUAUAAUGUAUCACAGUUUUAAAGUGUUUUUCUAAUGAUUCCUCAGUUUUUUUGGAAUUUCUCCUUUUUAAUUGGUCUGUUGUUGAAGAAAAAAAUGGGACCAAAAAAGUGGGUCACAUAUAUAAAUUUAUCUCAUGCACUGGACUAGCCUACACUGGUAGACGCCUUUUUCUAUUGCACUGGACAGCGUUAUUAUGGAUCUUUAAAAUCUUAGAUCUAAAGAUUCAUUUCAAUCCAGUUUGAGCCAUAUUUAGUCCACUGAAAUCCAGCAGCACUGAAGUAGAUAUAUAUUAAAAAAGAAAACAUGAGACUAUUUGAUAUUUGCUUUUGCUAGAUGCCCAAUAAGGUAUUAUAUUUUAUGCACUCUCUUCCUCAGGACAGGAUCGGAGUUGCCAUACGUGCAUGAUUGUCACACUUUGUACAGGCCUGUGUUAAGCAGUCUGAUGUGAGGCCCCUCAGGUUCACCGUGGGUGGGGCUGCUGGUGCAUAACGCACAUGUGCUACAGCCGGGGCAGAGCCAGCACACUCGUGAAGGUUUUGGAUCAGUCGUAAAUGAAAGAUGUCCUCGGACCUCACUCAGAGCUGAACUCAGCGAGCUCUGUCACUUUUUUUAGGAAAUUUAACUGGAAACUUUUUAUCAAACUGGAAGGUCUACUAGUUUGAAAGAUUUCUAUUCAAACUGAGCUGUUUAAAUUCACUUGUGUUAUGUUUUUUGGCGUUGUUGAAUUAGCGUAUCACAGUUUGUUUAAAGCUGGCAAUGGCUGGCUUUGUCUUCUGUAACUCAUGCUAUGUAUUGACCCUGUGACAUUAGGGAUAAUCAUGACUUUGACCCCUCUUUAUCUUGAUUUAUCUGUAUUAACUAGCAUUACUAACCAGUUCAGUUGAAACCAUAGAUGAUGCACAUGCAUUAGUAAAGAUUUAUUUUGUCUUUAGCUGUUUCUUGGUGGGCUAUGCUCGUAGUACAUUGAAGAGCUUUAAAUACAGUUGGUAUGAUGACACUCUGCUUUUUCCGACCUCUCUUUGCGUGUUUGACUUUGCAGAAAAAGCAUUUACAUUUACAUGACACACAACGAAGGAUUGAUUUGUGCACUUGUUGUUUUUGACCUUCAUGUCUGAAUCGACUUUGCUUGAUUGAUAUUCCCUUCUGUGAUACAGGGUAGCUUUAUGGACGUUCAUCAGUUUUAUUUUGGGACUCUGUUUGCACAGUCUGGAGAGCUGGAGAGGGCAGUAAUGAUUUUAGCCACUUAGUAAGGCAUGGACUUUCUUUGAUAGCAGCAGUCACUCACAUUUUUUCCCCUUUAUGCUCUCCAGCUGUCAAUCUGACUCUUGUUCCAUCUCUCUUGCCCCAUUUUAGCCUUGCAGUAUAAUGCCCUCUGAGCCAUGUGUGUGCCAGCUAGAGAUUCACUUUCAGUGAAACACAGAAAACCCAGGAUUCACAGUUUAGGGUCAAAGGGUGGUCAUUAAAAUGUUUCCUCUGCACGUAGAAAAUAUCAAAUCCUUUAAAUGAGUGGUUUUCAACUGCUGGAUCAGGACCCGGACGUGGGUUGCAAGGCUAUUUUCAGUGAGUUGUUAAUGUGGUCCUGGAAAAAUGAGACUUAUGGCAAAAAAUGAAUUCUUCUCUAUAUGUUACUGCACUCAAUUUUACUAUGAUAAUUAGUACAUUUUAGUAGUUUCUUUAGAUCUACACUUAUUUAUCUUAUUAUUUUAGAAACAAAAUGGUUUUUCAUGAUAAUAUGUCUCAAGAUCUUAAAAAAAGCAACCACAAUGUACCAGGGAUGCACAAUAUUAUCAGCAUGAUAUUGUGGCAAAUUGUCUUGGUAAAAUGGUAAUGGACUUCAGCUUGUGUAGUGCUUUUCUUUUCAUCGUACAACUGAAAGUGCUUCUACACUGCAGGUCACACCUACCCAUUCAUAUCCAUUCACUCCACAUUCACACACUGAAGCCAGAUGUUGCUAUGGAGAACCAAUUGUUGCUAAUACCAUUCAUACAACCAUAUAUGUUUAUACGCCAACAGGGGAAGCAGUGGGAGCCAAUUGUGCAAAUGUCUGAGCUGGGGAUUGAACCCAAAGCCCUCCAAGACGACCGACUCUACCUACUGAGCCACGAAAGUUAAUUAUAGUAUUAGCAGAUUUGAAUAAGAUUGUGGACUUUUUGGAAGGGUCAACAGACCUACAGUUUGAAUUGCCCUUCAGGGAUUAAUAAACUCGUCUGAAUCUGAGAACUGUGCAGAGCCUUUAGGCAUAUUUGUGCCAAAAAUUGAGUGUAAGCAACAUGAGGGCACCAUAAGAAUGGCAUGGGGUGCUUUCCACUUGGGUGGUAGGGUUGCCACCAGCCCCUGGUUGUGCUGUGGAUGUCUCAAGGGCCUGAAAACCACCGGGGCUCUCUGGGCGUAUUGCCACGGGAGAAAAGGCCUGGACAAAAGAGAGAGAUCUCGCUGAGCAUUAAAAAGUGUAGAGCUACAUAUUAGGCCCUGUGAUGAAUCCUUAGCACCCUACAUGCCUAAAACUUAUGCACAUGACUGUCUAUCAGUUGAAGUCUUUUACAUUGUUCAUUAUCAGUCCUUUAAUUCACAGGGUGUUUAAGGACUGAAGUUUUAGGUCCAAACUACAUUUAUGCAUCAGUAUCAAUAUUGGUAUCAGCUAAAAUGAAUUUGGAAAUAUUGUCAAAAAUCUAAUGUGGUGCAUCUCUAAAAUUUACAUGUAAUUACAGGAUAGUUGAGUAAAUAAAACUUACUGUAUGUAUGCAUGUCCUCCCAGGGCGUGUAAAAUAAUGUGCCUUAUGGACAAAUUUGUUUAGUUCUGUCUUUUAUUUUUUGUUUCAUCUAAGAUCCAAAAACUGUGACAUUUCUCACUAAUACUGAUGAUGAUAAUACUCAGAAACAAUAAGGGUUGUUAAGAGAAAUUGCAUUAAUGGCGAUUCAGUGCAAUGACUUUAAAAUCGCUAUUAAUCACUUGAUUUAUUCUUCCCUUCAACAGACUUUGUUUUAGCCACAUCAGCGUCUCCCUGCAGCCACGGUGAUGAAAAAUAAGCCACCACUGCUCUUUAGUGUCUCAUAUCACUUAAAAAAACCUCACAGACAGCUCAG
This is a messenger RNA of Cheilinus undulatus (humphead wrasse), 4464 nucleotides long. RefSeq names its product coiled-coil domain containing 85B (gene ccdc85b). Gene Ontology annotation, biological process: negative regulation of DNA-templated transcription. Gene Ontology annotation, cellular component: nucleus. Bases 565 to 1167 code for a protein of 200 amino acids. The record is from RefSeq and is a predicted model, not a curated record. Lineage: Eukaryota; Metazoa; Chordata; Actinopteri; Labriformes; Labridae. The transcript is spliced from 2 exons.